Messenger RNA from Populus euphratica (Euphrates poplar), 1989 nucleotides. Its product is annotated as putative disease resistance protein RGA3. Lineage: Eukaryota; Viridiplantae; Streptophyta; Magnoliopsida; Malpighiales; Salicaceae. The record is from RefSeq and is a predicted model, not a curated record. Bases 1 to 1989 code for a protein of 662 amino acids. The transcript has a single exon. Gene Ontology annotation, molecular function: ADP binding; protein binding.
AUGGCUGAUGCUCUUGUUUCCGUAGUCUUGGAGCAGCUGAGCUCAAUCAUUAUUCAGGAAGUGAGGCUCGUCGUUGGUGUCAAGAACGAGGUUAAAAAGCUUACCAGCAAUUUCCAGGCCAUCCAAGCUGUGCUUGCCAAUGCAGAGGAAAGACAGUUGAAGGAUCAGUUGGUCAAACAUUGGUUAGAUCAGCUCAAAGACGUAUCUUACGACUUGGAUGAUGUUCUGGAUGAGUGGGGCACUGCAAUUGCAAAAUCGCAAAGCAAGGUAAAUGAGCAUCCCCGCAAGAAUACAAGGAAGGUAUGCUCUUUCAUGAUCUUCAGUUGCUUUCGUUUUAGAGAAGUUCGUUUGCGUCAUGAUAUUGCUCUUAAGAUUAAAGAACUGAAUGAAAGAAUAGAUGGCAUUGUGGUUGAGAAAAAUAAGUUCGACUUCAAGUCAUCUAAAGUGGAAAUUAAACAGCUUGAACAUCGAAAAACCACUUCUGUUAUAGACGUAGAAGAAGUUAAAGGUAGAGAAAUGGAUAAAGUCAGGGUUAUGAAAAUGUUGUUGAGUGAGAGGAGUCAAGGACCAGCCCUCCGUACAAUCUCUCUAGUAGGGAUGGGAGGGAUAGGAAAGACAACCCUUGCUAAGCUAGUUUAUAAUGAUCAUGAUGUGACGACCCACUUUGAUAAGACAAUAUGGGUUUGUGUAUCAGAUCCUUUUAAUGAGAUAACGAUUGCCAAGGCAAUCCUUGAAGAUCUCAUGGGGUCUGCACCAAAUUUAAACGAAUUGCAGACUUUAUUGAAACAUGUCCAAGAAUCAAUUAGGGGAAAGAAAUUCUUACUUGUCCUAGAUGAUGUGUGGAAUGAAGAUUCCACAAAGUGGGAGCAACUGAAAGACUCCCUCAAGUGUGGUUUGCCUGGAAGUGGGAUUUUGGUGACCACACGAAAGAAGAAUGUCGCGAGUAGCAUGGGCUCCUCACCCAUUGACAUUUUAGAACUAGGAAUUCUCUCUACGGAGGAAUGUUGGUCACUGUUCAGUCAGUUCGCAUGUUUUGAAAAGACCAGUAGAGAGUAUGAUAAUUUAGAAGAUAUUGGUAGACAAAUUGCAGCAAAGUGUAAAGGCUUGCCUCUUGCUGCAAAGACUCUAGGAAGUCUUUUGCGCUUCAAAAGAAGCAGAGCAGAGUGGGAAAGUGUCUUGAACAGCCAUGUCUGGGAGAUUGAAGAAGCUGAAAGCAAAAUUUUGGCUCCUUUAUGGUUGAGCUACGAUGACCUACCCUCUGAUAUGAGACGGUGUUUCUCAUAUUGUGCAGUCUUUCCAAAAGACUUCAGAUUUCGGAGGGAUGCUUUGAUCAAACUGUGGAUGGCACAAGGUUUCCUUCGGAAAACACAGAAUAAAGAGAUGGAAGUAAUGGGUCGUGAGUGCUUCGAAGCCUUAGCUACUCGCUCUUUCUUUCAAGAUUUUGAGAAAGACGAGGGUGAUGGCAGCAUUUAUGAAUGUAAGAUGCAUGACAUGGUGCAUGAUUUUGUGCAGAGUUUGACAAAAAAUGAAUGUUUUAGUGUAGAUAUCGAUGGUGCGGGAGAGUCGAAGAUAGACUCCUUUUCUAGAGAUGCCCGACACUCCAUGGUAGUGUUCAGAAAUUAUAAAACCGACCCCUUACCUGCGACCAUCCAUACUUUCAAGAAGCUUCGCAGCCUGAUUGUUGAUGGUCGUCCUUCAUCGAUGAAUGCAGCCUUACCUAAAUUAAUCGCUAAUUUGAGUUGUCUAAGAACAUUGAAGUUGUCAAGGUGUGGAAUAGAAGAAGUCCCAUCCAACAUAGGAAAGUUGAUACACCUGAGGCAUGUUGACUUGUCUUGGAAUGAGAUCAGGGAGUUACCUGAAGAGAUGUGUGAAUUGUAUAAUAUGCUAACUUUAAAUGUCUCGUAUUGUAGGAAACUUGAAAGGCUGCCUGAUAACAUAGGAAGACUAGUCAAAUUAAGACAUCUCAGUGUUGCUAAUUAUGGUUUGUAA